Eriocheir sinensis (Chinese mitten crab) is the source of this 3143-nucleotide messenger RNA. RefSeq lists its product as uncharacterized. Gene Ontology annotation, cellular component: nucleus; DNA-dependent protein kinase-DNA ligase 4 complex; DNA ligase IV complex. Gene Ontology annotation, molecular function: DNA binding. The record is from RefSeq and is a predicted model, not a curated record. Lineage: Eukaryota; Metazoa; Arthropoda; Malacostraca; Decapoda; Varunidae. The transcript has 5 exons. Bases 202 to 1335 code for a protein of 377 amino acids. Gene Ontology annotation, biological process: DNA recombination; response to X-ray; positive regulation of ligase activity.
GAGGAGGAUAGGACAAGGGGACCAGGUGGAGGCGGGGCGGCGGUAAACAAACCCUUCCCGCCGCUAAAAGUUCUAAAUAACCUCAAUAAUUCCCCUUCCCUCUUAGUCCUCGCUCUAAUAUAACUAACCCAGCAGCAAGGGGAAUAAAGCCACUAUGUCCCGGCGGAGGUAGGACCCCUGGCAGCGCUAUAUAGGGGCGCCAUGGGGCUGAGAAGACUGGUGCAGGACGCCAGACCUUACCUGCAUUACGCCAUUUCUUCGUGCGGGGAGGACCAGAAGGCUUUAGAGGUUGUGUUACUAGAGAAGAACAACUCCUACACGCUAAAGGUGACAAAGGACAAUGAUGACCUCCGGCAGUGGUGCAGCAAGGUGAAGAGGUCACCCGAUGAGUACAUGGAGCAGCUGUGUGAGGCUCUGGUCAGCGAGGACAGCAAUGUGGGGGUCUUUGAGGUGCAGGAUGGCCACCUCGUUUGGAAACAGUACUUCCCGGACAAGGAAAUCCACAGCAGGAAGGGAAGGUUCAAGAUGGAAAAGACAGGGUACGAUGAGGCAGUGGAGCUGGUACUAUUGGGCGCCAUGCAAGACCUACAGGAUCUCACUCGCCAGGUUCAGAGGCUGACCAAAGAAACACAGGACAAUGCAAGAGAUAUGGAAAAGGCAGUGGAGCUGGCAUCCAAGAGUGUACAAAUGAAGGUGGACUUAGAGAGGGAAAUCUACAGUAAAUGUGCCGCCCUGAUUAAUGCCAAGAAGCUGAGGAUUCACCAGCUACGGUCCACUCACCCCAGCAGCUCAGCACCACGCACCAGCUGCCUUGUGCGCACCAGCGAUGAGGCGGGCACCAGCUCACGGCCCACCAAAAAACCCAAGCGGCAGAUGAAGGCGCGGAAACAGGAGGCAGCCAAGUACAGUGAUGGCUACAGCUCAGAUACAGACGUGGAUGACCCGGAUGAGGAGGAUGAGGAGGACAUGGACACGGAUGAGGAGAGAGCCAUCAGUCUGUCCCCGGUGAAGCCAAAUAGAGAAAGGGAGAAGGCCAGUGUUACCAGACAAGGGAAUGGGGAGCAAAAGGCUGUGUCGGAGAGCAAACCAAGUAAUGCAGAUGAUUCACAGGACAUUCUUGGUGCCAGUCUUGAGGCAGAGCUUUACGCCGAAGACACAUGGACGGCCAAGCAGGGUACCACCACUAGCAUAUCACCCGUCAAGCCUGUCUCCCAGCCUCCGCCACAGCUCACCAGGAGUAAAAUCACCGAAGCAGUCACAUCACCCACGGAACCAAAGCCAAAAAACGACUGUGAUGAUGAUGAACCGAUGUCCAUGAUUUAUGACCUCUUCUAGUGUCUGUUGUUACUUAAUGUGUAGUAGGUAGCUAGGUGGUAUGCAUACGUGUGUAACAUGAAGUGAAUUCCUAUGCAUCUGCGUGUUGGGUGGUAGACUUAAGUGUUUUGAUGUGCUUAUUUUUCUACACUACAGAAACACCAAAUAUUUUACUACUACCGGUCGUGUUGGAAAGUUUAUUUUGUUGAUUAUUUAAAUGGUGGUGGGCGAGGAUGUUUUUUAUUAUGUAACCACAAAUAUUUUUAUCCAAACACAUUAUUAUUACCGAGCUUUACAAACACAGCAAGUUGUUAUGUUUCAUGUUUGAAGUACAGGUGGUUUUCCUACCUGGCAAGAAUAUGGUAAACAAAUAACAUCGGAAAGUGAAAAUUCGCAAAGUAGAGACCAUUAAAAAGCAUGUAUUUAUAAGGGUAUGUGGUCAACAACUCUCUCAUUAUAUGCAGAGGACAGAGAGCAACACAAACGUAAACACUAUCUAUCUAUCUAUAUUUUCGACACCCUACUCCCUCGCUGGACCUUCCUUCCAGGGGGUGGGCGCAGCAGAAGUGUCUCCAUCUCUCCCUGUUCUGGCACUCCCUCUCAGCACAUUCAAUCCUGUUACUUCCAACUCUCUCGCUCCAACACAAACGUAAACACUAUUCUUUUAUUAAGCUGUGCAGCGUGAUAAACGUCCUGAAAUAUACUGUGAAACGUCCCGGCUUUUCUGCAUAUCAGGUGUGUGUGUGUGUGUGUGUGUGUGUGUGUGUGUGUGUGUGUGUGUGUGUGUGUGUGUGUGUGUGUGUGUGUGUGUGUUUCAACUUCCCUACCAUUGCACUUUAUACAUCUUGACACAAAAACUUGACUUAAUGGCUCUUAUUAGGAUUAAAAGCAAUGUGUGAUAUGUCUGUUGUUAAUUCACUAACCUGUAAUACUUGUAACAAUAGUAGUUCAACCUUCCUACCGCUUCACUGUUUAAGUCUUGAGACAAAAAUCUACUUAAUGGUUCUUGUUAGGAUUUGAAGCAAUGUGUGAUAUGUCUUGUUAAUUCACCGAUCUGUAACAAUAGUAGUUCAACCUUCCUACUGUUUCAAUAUUUACGUCUUGACGCAAAAAUCGACUUAAUGAUUCUUACUACGACUUAAAGCAAUGUGUGAUAUGACUGUUUUUGUGCAUCUAUUCUUAAUUCACUGACCUGUAAUAAUAGCAGUUCAACCCUCCUUCCAUUGCUCUGUAUACAGCUUGACGCAAAAACUGACUUAAUGAUUCUUAUACGAACUUGAAACAAUGUGUGAUGCUUGCCCUAAUGAUUCUUAUACAAACUUGAAGCAACAUGUGAUAUGACUGUUUUUGCAUAUCUUAUAUUAACCUGGCAGCUGCGGGGAUCAUGUUUCUUAAAGGCCCCUCUUAGCGAGAAAAAUGAAAAAAAAUCAUCACUCACACAAACCAUUUCAUAAUAUAUAUAUCAAUGCAUUUCUGAUCAGUUUAUGCAUCAUUUAAUUUGAGGGUUUAUGUUACAGCAAAAAUUUGUCCCGUCGCUGGUAUGUAUUAAAGCCACAAAUUUGGCCCGUCGCUGGUACACGGUAAAGCCACAAAUUUGGCCCAUCGCUGGUACACGGUAAAGCCACAAAUUUGUCCCGUCACUGGUACGCAUUAAAGCCACAAUUUUGGCCCAUCGCUGCUACCGGGUUAAUUCACUGACCUACAUCACCAACUCAUGUAUUACCUAAUCAAAAUUCUGACCAAGUAAGACUGACAGCACUGAUGGAUGACUGACACACUUGAUUUCUUCCAUUGAAUUUAUAUUGCACUAAUUAAAAUGCAUGUUGGUC